Molecule: messenger RNA, 1636 nt
Organism: Tribolium madens (black flour beetle)
Lineage: Eukaryota; Metazoa; Arthropoda; Insecta; Coleoptera; Tenebrionidae
Gene: Rnmt
Product: mRNA cap guanine-N7 methyltransferase
Exons: 2
Coding region: 161-1522 (453 amino acids)
Biological process (GO): 7-methylguanosine mRNA capping
Cellular component (GO): nucleus
Molecular function (GO): mRNA 5'-cap (guanine-N7-)-methyltransferase activity
Source: RefSeq, a predicted model, not a curated record
ACACGUUUCCGAGUUUGACAUAAAAUUGACAGACUGAGGUUAUUGAACUCUUAGUCCAAUUUUCAGAGAAAGUUAUUUAUUUUUGUGCAUUAUUAAUUUUGUUGUUGUAAAUGCAACGUUUUGAAGGUCAGUGGUACAUUAAAUUUAGUUGAGUGCGAAAAUGUCUUCAAGUGCAACUUUAAUUUCACAAGAAGUAGAAGACUACAACGAAUCCGAAAAUACCGAUGAUUUGGAACAAACUUUAGUGUUAGCGGCUCAAGAUGCGGAUGCAAGAAGUAACGAGCUUCAGACGGAUAACAGUAAUUACAGAGAAGAGACCGAGGAAGAAGUUACACGAUCAGAACAACCCCAAUAUGAGGAAUCAACAAGUAGUCGUUACAAAGCAAAAAGAAAACGUGAGAUUGAAGAACCUACAGAAAAACGCUUGAAAACGAAUGAGGGACAAGCUGUUAGUAAAACGAGUGAAGGGUAUGCCAAGGUAGUUGCAACUCAUUACAAUCUCUUGGAGGAAAAAGGUUUAGAUGAAAGGUCCAAAUCGCGUAUAGUUUACAUGAGAAAUUUUCAUAAUUGGAUCAAAAGUAUGUUAAUUAACGAAUAUUUAACAAAAAUCAAAGACGGGAAGAAGCACAACGCGCCAGUUCGCGUGUUGGACAUGUGUUGCGGCAAAGGGGGCGACCUCCUCAAGUGGAGAAAAGGGAAUAUCACACACUUAAUUUGCAGCGAUAUUGCCUCCGUCUCUUUGGACCAAUGUAGAUCACGCUACAACGACAUGAAAGAGCGAAGUAGUCGCGAAAGAAACGGGGGAAAUAUUUACUCCAUUGAGUACAUAGCUGGCGACUGCUCUCGAGUCAGAUUGCGUGAGAAAUACACCGACCCUUCAAUGAAACUCGAUCUUGUUAGUUGCCAAUUCGCUUUUCAUUAUAGUUUCGAGAGUUUACCCCAAGCUGAAUGCAUGAUACGCAAUGCCUCUGAGUGUCUUCAGCCUGGGGGGUUUUUCAUUGGGACAAUACCAGACGCUAAUGAUCUCAUCGCGAGGGCACGACGAGCAGAUUCGGAUACCUUCGGCAAUGACGUGUAUCAAGUGCAUUUUGACUGUGAUGUAAAUAAACCACCGCUCUUUGGUGCUAAAUACAAUUUUCAUCUGGAUGGUGUGGUGGAUUGUCCAGAGUUUUUGGUUCAUUUUCCUACUUUAAUCAAACUAGCCAGAAAGUAUGGGUUGAAAUUUAUGAAGAAGGAAAAGUUUUACGAUUAUUACGAACAAAUGAAAAAUGAAGGAAAGCAGCUACUUAUUAACAUGAAAAGUCUUGAAACCUAUCCUCCUUAUGACAAUACUCCACUCUUGGGAACUGAUCCUGAGGAUUAUAGCCAUGCAGAGGAAUUUUUGAAGAAGGAAAACAAAAGUGGAAAAAUCGGAACUUUGUCCAAGUCAGAGUGGGAAGCUUCUUCUUUGUAUAUGCUGUUUGUCUUUGAAAAAGUGAAGAAUACAUGGAAUACGGAUGGCACACCUAUUUACGAUAUAUAAGUAGUAAACCGAAUGUACAAGAAGACAAAUAUUUAUUGAAAUAAUAAAACAACUGGUGACACAAAUGUGAUGUUGUUUUAUUACUAACAAAAAAUAAAAUCGGUGUUAUAAAAA